Messenger RNA from Gracilinanus agilis (Agile Gracile Mouse Opossum), 444 nucleotides. RefSeq names its product TAFA chemokine like family member 2 (gene TAFA2). The transcript has 3 exons. The coding region runs from base 1 to 444 and encodes 147 amino acids. Gene Ontology annotation, molecular function: receptor ligand activity. NCBI's taxonomy places the organism in Eukaryota, Metazoa, Chordata, Mammalia, Didelphimorphia, Didelphidae. The record is from RefSeq and is a predicted model, not a curated record.
AUGAAUAAGAGAUACUUACAGAAAGCAACAAAAGGAAAGCUGCUAAUAAUAAUAUUUAUUGUAACCUUGUGGGGCAAACUAGCAUCUGGUGCAAACCACCAUAAAACUCACCAUGUUAAAACUGGGACCUGCGAAGUGGUGGCGCUCCAUAGAUGUUGUAAUAAGAACAAGAUAGAAGAGAGAUCACAGACAGUCAAGUGCUCAUGCUUCCCAGGGCAGGUCGCAGGCACCACCCGAGCUGCUCCUUCUUGUGUUGAUGCUUCAAUAGUGGAGCAGAAAUGGUGGUGUCACAUGCAGCCAUGUCUUGAAGGAGAGGAAUGUAAAGUUCUUCCAGAUCGAAAAGGGUGGAGUUGUUCCUCGGGAAACAAAGUGAAGACAACGAGGGUAGGUAAAAGCCUAGUCUUGGCAUGUAACGUGGCAAAUAACUUGGUAAAUAAAGCAUGA